Messenger RNA from Hypomesus transpacificus, 3468 nucleotides. RefSeq names its product tripartite motif containing 69 (gene trim69). The coding region runs from base 1132 to 2775 and encodes 547 amino acids. The transcript is spliced from 6 exons. Gene Ontology annotation, molecular function: zinc ion binding; protein binding. NCBI's taxonomy places the organism in Eukaryota, Metazoa, Chordata, Actinopteri, Osmeriformes, Osmeridae. The record is from RefSeq and is a predicted model, not a curated record.
UCUUUCCUUUCUUUUUGUUUUUCUGAGGGACAACAUGGCCAAUCCCGAGGAAAAGUCCAUGGACGUUCGCACCAAUCAGCGACCCAGCCUUGGAGUGGCGUUGUGCCGUACUCGACAAAUCCUCCUGGUUCAGGUAGGCCACAGAGGUGACAACAGGUAUCCUCAACCACAAGUUCUUUCGCGUGGCUACAAUGGAAGGUCUUAAUGGACUUUCAUAAAAAGAAUCUCCUCUGACUAUGGAACAUACCAUGUGACAUGACCGUGACUGAGAAUAAUUAAGUGCUGUACAGACAAACUGGCAAUGAAUACUAAACGGUGUAAACUGUGCUACAUUAUCUAUGUAUAUGAUUAACUCGGAAUUUCCUGAUUUUAAUUUUAGAUGGCGAUAAGGGAUGACUUAAAUGAUGAUAAAUGGUUCUUAUCAUAUUCAAUUUUACAACAGUUAGAAAAACAACAAGGUGAUUAUAUAGUCUUAACUAUAAGCCUUCGAUUUAUAGUCUUAAAUACCUUAAUUCACUUCGAAAACGUUAACUGUAGGAUUAUUACCCAUGACAUGGAGCAGCUAAGCCUGCAACAUUUUCAGUUUAAAAUCUGAAUGUAAGGUCCUGGAAGUUAAAUGUUUUCAAGUGUACAUUGCCAUUUUUGUAUGAACAACCAAUAGGGAGUCAAGACAGUGAGCUCAUAGUUAAAUAGGACACAUCUGUUUUCACUCACAUUGUUCACAGAGAGCACACACGCAUGCUAUCACAUAUGGUUAGACAAAUUAGUACUGAAGAAGAGUUUAGUGACAGUAAAUCUUUUCAAAGAGGGACUUUGCUGAAGUUACCGCCUCAGCAUUUUUUCUUCUUCAAAACAACAACCUAAACGAUCUAAGGAUAGAAUGACCAUGGCCCACCCUUAAGUUUCCUGAAGGGGGCUGUGACAUCACAGAGGGGGCCGACAGAGCACAGCGCUCUAUCUGGGACAGAGAGAGAGAGGCAGAGGCCGCCCCCUCACCACCCCCUUCCUUUCCCACAGUAAACGGGAAGACUGGAUGAGGCCAGAGAGGGAAGCCAAACACACUGCUGGAGAAGAAGGAGCUCAAACAGCUGCAGACAAGAAGGACAAAGAAAGAGCCGGAACACAGGAGGCAUGAACAAGCCCCAGGAAAAGGUGAAAAAUCUCCAGUCUUCGUACACCCUCAACUUAGAACGGAGAUUCAAGCAGGAAGUUACACCGGAGAAGAAAAACCUGAAGACAAAGGAAGACAUUUCAAAGCCAUCCGCCAAGGAGAAGCAGAGGCAGUCGAAUAUGAGCGCUCAGGUAUCUAAAAGCUCAGCUCAGAGGCUCAGCAGAGACCUGACCUGCUCCAUCUGUCUGGACCUCUUCAAGCAGCCUGUCUCCCUGCCCUGCGACCACACAUUCUGCCAGGGAUGCAUAUCUGGCUACUGGGCUGGCCCCAGAGUAGGGACAGGCUCCUGCCCCCAGUGCAGGAAGGUGUUCCCUGGCCAGAGCUACAGGCCCAAUCGAAUCGUGGCCAAUAUCGUGGAGAGCUACUGCCAGGGGCUGGAGGAAAGUGAGGCCGGGGCCGGGGUCGGGAUUCGGCUGGGGGACGUCGAGGGCGCUGAGAAACCCGCUGCCCCGCUCUGCGUGCGGCACAAGGAGGAGCUGAAGCUGUACUGUGAGGAGGACCAGGAGCUGGUGUGCCUGGUGUGUGGGCUCUCUCAAGAGCACAGGAACCACAACAUGGUGUGUGUCCUGGAGGCACAGCAGAGACACAGGGCUUCUCUCAACAGCUCCAUGGACUCCCUGAAGGCAGAGCUGAACACUGCCCUGCAGUGUGAGCGAGAGGCGGAGGACGAGGUGAAGAAGCUCAAGGAGCACACGGCCGACCUGAAGCAGCGCAUCGAGGCCCAGUUCAGCGACCUGCACACCUUCCUGUACCAGGAGGAGAAGCUGGUGCAGGUCAAGUUGAAGACAGAGGAGAGGCGGGAGCUGAUCCGAUUGGACGAGCACAAGGCGCUGCUGUGCGUGGAGGUCUGCCGCCUGCAGAGGGCCCUGCACGACAUCGAGGACAAGCUGAGGGAACAGGACCCCUUCUCCCUGCUCCGGAACAUUAAGACCCUUCUGCAGAGGCCGUCCCUGAAGUUUGAGAAGCCCGUGCUCACUGCGCCCAGCCUGUGCGAGGGGCGCUUUGCGGGGCCGCUGCAGUAUCGCGUGUGGAAAUCCCUGAAAGGAAGCAUCUAUCCAGUUCCCGCAGCCAUCACCUUCAACUCCAGCACAGCCAACCCCUGGCUGAGCCUCACCUCCUCCCUCACCUGUGUCCGCUACCAAAGCUUCAACCACUCCGUUCAGGACAACCCCCACAGGUUCAACGCCGCCCUGUCGCUGCUGGGCAGUCAGGGUUUCACCCACGGACGCCACUACUGGGAGGUGGAGGUGUACAGCAGCACCGUGUGGACCGUCGGGGUGGCGCGGGAGUCGGUGUCCAGGAAGGGAGUCAUCAAGGCCCUGCCGGCGAACGGCUUCUGGACUCUGUCCCUGUCCUAUGGGAUCCAGUACAGGGCUGGGACGGCCCCCCCUACCGUGCUGUCCCUGGAGGAGCCGCUGGCUAGGAUCGGGGUCUACCUGGACUACAAGAGGGGUCUGGUGUCUUUUUACAAUGCAGAGACCAUGACACAUCUGUACACCUUUAGGGAGGUCUUCAGGGAAACGCUUUACCCUUACUUCAACCUCGGAUUCCUGGAUAAAGUCCAUGAAAACGAGCCUCUGAAAGUUUUCCUCCCCAAGAUCUGACUGAGGCUGGCUGGCUGGCAGGACCAGAAGUCAUUGACCAGGAGAGAGGGAGAGAGGGACAUGAGGGUCAAUUAACUGCCCAAAAGACACAUCUCACCUAAAAUCACAUAAUAAGAACUCUCCCCAUUUAAACGGACUGACAAAGCUUGAGACUUCCUGAAAUUUCAGUUCAAGUUUCAAUUUCAAAGGCUUGAAGUCCUCCUGCCGACAUCUCUAUGACGUUUUGAGAUACAGUAGAAGAGAAGAUCUACUAUCAAAACAGAGAGAAACAUGCUUAAACCAGUAUCCAAAUCAUAUUUUUUUAAAGCCUGAAUUUACUUCAUGACAGCACUGCAGGACUGCUUUGUUUUGGCGUGAAUAGAAUAAUACAUAUCAGGGUUUCCUGCAGGAAAAUGUGUCAGUUAAGGUGGUUGGGUGGAGUUUGCAGUCAGACCGGAGGGACGACGACGACGACUCCGUAGUUAAGGCGGCAGGCAUGGGUUGCUUAGGCGGCCGCCUUCACUGAAAGUGCUGCGGGUUACCCUGCAUGUUAUUAUCAUGCAAAACAUCUGUCAGGUAAGUUUGUGUACUACAAAGGUCUACUGCAGAAAUAAAUGCAUUGUCCAUUAUAAUCCUCUUUUCUUGUAUACCUAAUCAUGUAUUUGAGAUAUCCUGUAUAACCAUCUAUCACACUGAGCAAGCCAUUUCUAAAUA